CAUCUAUACUUAAUCUGUGGUUACGUUACAAUACAAAGUGAGGUUAUGAUGUUUUGGUUUGAUGGUACAAAACAAAGUAACUUUUACCAAAAAUACAGCGGUAAUUCGUUAAUUUACGUAUUUGACAAAAAUUUAAUAAACAAUGCCACCAAAAAAGAGAGGCACCGUUCAUAACCGACGCACAAACCAUCAUGUUAAACGAGAUUACGCCGAGAAAUUCAAUGACCUGAGUAUCCAGUCGUCGUCAGAAGAAUCAAAUGAAAACGAGAGCUCAGGGAGUUCAGAUGACGAGGGUGUUCCACCCACCUUCAAUAUCAGCAUGUGGGAUUUAAAUCACUGUGACCCUAAAAAGUGUUCAGGAAGAAAACUCGCUAGACAUAACCUCAUCAAGAACUUAAAACUUGGACAACGCUUUCCAGGACUCGUAUUGUCUCCUGUUGGUACUCAGUGUGUGAGCCCGGCCGAUAAGGAUAUAAUAGAAAAGUUUGGACUAGCUGUGAUAGAUUGCUCCUGGGCGAAAAUCGAUGAAACCCCAUUUGACCGUAUGAAAUCAAAUCAUCCAAGAUUGUUGCCAUUUUUAGUCGCUGCAAACCCCAUAAAUUACGGAAAGCCGUACCAGCUUAGCUGUGUUGAGGCAUUGGCAGCGGCUAUGGUUAUUACAGGCCAAAAGAAAGCGGCACAAUUUUAUUUAGGAAAAUUUUCAUGGGGCCAUUCUUUCUUGGAAUUAAACUCUGAAGUGUUAGAUCUGUAUUCUAAAUGUACUGACAGUAAGAGUGUGAUAGAAGCACAGAACACCUUCUUAGAGAAUGCAAAUAAAGAAAGAGACUCAAAACCUAUGUGGCCUCCGAGUGAUUCUGAGACUGAGUCAGAUGAUAGUUCAUAGUAAUUUUACAUUUAAUAGUGAUGUUAUUCAUGUAAUGUUAUUAUGUAUUUGUAAAUAAUUGUAAAA
Ostrinia furnacalis (Asian corn borer) is the source of this 949-nucleotide messenger RNA. Its product is annotated as ribosome biogenesis protein TSR3 homolog. The transcript has a single exon. Lineage: Eukaryota; Metazoa; Arthropoda; Insecta; Lepidoptera; Crambidae. Gene Ontology annotation, biological process: maturation of SSU-rRNA. Gene Ontology annotation, molecular function: rRNA small subunit aminocarboxypropyltransferase activity. Bases 143 to 883 code for a protein of 246 amino acids. The record is from RefSeq and is a predicted model, not a curated record.